GACAUCAGGCUGCUGGGCGAGCAUGGUAACUUCUUCAGCAAUCAGAGCUGCAGUCACAUCAGUGGCAUGCUUAGUGGAGAUAUGCUCCUUCCUUCUGCACUCCAACUCCCAGCAUGGAUUGUCAGCUCUGCUCCAUCCUCCUCCUUUGCUCCAUCUCACUCAGCUGCUCAGGGGAACUGAUUUCUCAUCCUGCUAAUGAAGUUAAUCUUCUGGAUUCGAAAGCAAUUCAAGGGGAGCUGGGCUGGAUUUCCUACCCAUCACAUGGGUGGGAAGAGAUCAGUGGAGUUGAUGAGAAUUACACUCCCAUAAGGACCUACCAAGUUUGCAAUGUUAUGGACCAUAAUCAAAACAAUUGGCUUAGGACAAACUGGAUUCCCCGCAAUGCAGCUCAGAAGAUCUAUAUUGAGCUAAAGUUUACAUUACGAGACUGCAACAGUAUCCCUCUUGUUUUGGGCACUUGCAAAGAAACAUUUAACCUCUACUACAUGGAGUCAGAUGAAGACCAGGGGGUUAAGUUUAGAGAGCACCAGUUUACAAAAAUUGAUACCAUUGCAGCCGAUGAGAGUUUCACACAGAUGGACCUUGGAGAUCGAAUUCUCAAACUUAACACUGAGGUUCGAGAAGUGGGACCCAUAAGCAUGAAGGGACUUUAUCUGGCUUUUCAGGAUGUCGGUGCCUGUGUUGCCUUAGUAUCUGUGCGGGUUUAUUUCAAAAAGUGCCCUUUUACUGUGAAGAAUUUGGCCAUGUUCACAGAUACUGUACCUAUGGACUCCCAUUCUCUGGUGGAGGUUCGAGGCUCUUGUGUCAACCAUUCCAAAGAGGAAGAUCCACCCAAAAUGUACUGCAGUACUGAAGGUGAAUGGCUCGUUCCCAUUGGAAAGUGUUUGUGCAAUGCUGGUUAUGAAGAGAGAGGCUUUACUUGCCAAGCUUGCAGACCGGGAUUUUACAAAGCAUUUACUGGAAACCUUAAAUGUACCAAAUGCCCCCCUCAUAGUUCUACUCAGGAAGAUGGGGCAACUUAUUGCAACUGUGAGAAAAACUUCUACAGAGCAGAUAAAGAUCCUCCAUCCAUGGCAUGCACACGUCCACCCUCUGCACCAAGAAACCUUAUUUCCAACAUCAAUGAGACAUCAGUAAUACUAGACUGGAGUUGGCCAUUGGAUACUGGAGGUCGAAAGGACAUCACUUUCAAUGUUGUUUGCAAACGUUGUGGAGUAAAUGUGAAAUACUGUGAAUAUUGUAAAGGGAAUUUAAAAUUUAUCCCACGGCAGAGUGGGCUAGCCAACACCACUGUGACGGUUACGGAUCUCCUGGCCCAUACCAACUACACAUUUGAGAUUGAGUCAGUAAAUGGUGUGUCUGACCAAAGUGUAUCCAAUAGGAUUCCUGCUGCAGUUAGCAUCACUACUAACCAAGCGGCUCCAUCUCCUGUCACUAUAAUUAGAAAGGAGCGGACAUCGAGAAACAGCAUUUCUUUGUCGUGGCAAGAGCCGGAACAUCCAAAUGGGAUCAUCCUGGACUAUGAGGUCAAAUACUAUGAAAAGCAGGAACAGGAAACUAGUUACACCAUUCUACGAGCAAGAACCACCAAUGUGACAAUCAACAGCCUUAAACCCGACACCACAUACAUUUUCCAAAUCCGAGCCAGGACGGCAGCCGGCUACGGCUCUAAUAGCCGCAAGUUUGAGUUUGAAACCAGUCCAGACUCAUUUUCCAUUUCCAGCGAGAAUAGCCAGGUUGUGAUGAUUGGCAUCUCAGCUGCAAUAGUCAUUAUCCUUCUGACUGUGGUUGUGUAUAUCCUGAUUGGAAGGUUCUGUGGAUACAAUAAAUCAAUGCCUGGCUCAGAUGAAAAACGCCUUCACUUUGGAAAUGGACACUUAAAGCUUCCUGGCAUCAGGACGUACAUAGACCCGCACACGUAUGAAGAUCCUAGCCAGGCCGUACAUGAGUUUGCAAAGGAGCUGGACUCUGCCUGCAUCUCCAUUGAUACGGUUAUAGGAGCAGGAGAGUUUGGUGAAGUGUGCAGUGGGCGCUUGAAACUGCCUUCAAAAAAGGAGAUUAGCGUUGCAAUAAAGACGCUGAAGGCCGGCUACACCGAGAAGCAGAGGAGAGAUUUCCUAAGUGAAGCCAGCAUUAUGGGACAGUUUGAGCAUCCAAACAUCAUUCGCUUGGAAGGAGUAGUUACAAAAAGUAAGCCUGUGAUGAUUGUUACUGAAUAUAUGGAAAAUGGUUCCCUGGAUAGUUUUCUGCGCAAAAAUGAUGCUCAGUUUACAGUCAUUCAACUAGUGGGCAUGCUGCGUGGCAUCGCGGCUGGUAUGAAAUACCUCUCUGAUAUGGGUUAUGUCCACCGGGACUUGGCUGCUCGGAAUAUUCUCAUAAACAGUAACCUUGUCUGCAAAGUCUCUGAUUUUGGACUGUCUCGAAUACUGGAGGAUGACCCAGAAGCUGCCUAUACUACAAGGGGAGGAAAAAUUCCAAUUAGAUGGACAGCACCAGAAGCAAUUUCCUACCGUAAAUUCACAUCAGCAAGUGACGCGUGGAGCUAUGGUAUCGUCCUCUGGGAGGUGAUGUCAUAUGGGGAGAGACCCUACUGGGAAAUGUCCAACCAAGAUGUUAUCAAGGCCGUGGAAGAAGGCUAUCGGUUGCCACCACCAAUGGACUGCCCUGCGGCCCUAUAUCAGCUUAUGUUGGACUGCUGGCAGAAGGACAGAAACAACAGACCCAAGUUUGACGAAAUUGUUAGCAUUUUAGAUAAACUAAUCCGAAACCCUAGCAGCCUGAAAGUUAUUGCCAAUGCAUCUAUAAGGCCCUCAAAUCUGCUGCUAGAUCAAAACUGUGCUGACUUUCCUGCAUUCCAGCCCACAGGAGACUGGGUUGACACUUUGCAAACUGGACCAUGUCAUGAUAUUUUGACUGGAGUUGCCUACAGUUCCUGCGAAACAAUAGCAAAAAUUUCCUUAGAUGAUAUGAAGACGGUUGGCGUUACCAUUACCGGACCAAGGAAAAAGACCCUAAGUAGCUUCAGACCUCCUGAAACAUAUCAGAAGAACGGACCUGUUAAUGUAUGAAACAAAUAUACAAGAAGAUAUAUUUGAAAUGGAAGGUGCAAUUCAUGCUCUAGAAAAACUAUAAGGAGAACACUGUGGGGGUGGACAAUAAUCCUAUUCCCGCACAGACUCUUGUACUGGAAUUAUAAUGCCUUAAAAUAGGAGCAAAAACUCUUUUAUUUCACAGUCAGGAAGGUUACAUUUUGGUAACAUAUAAAAUCUGAUUGAACAGAAGAUUAUGAGGAUAUACGAGACCUGCAAUACGAAAGAAACGGUGCAUCUUCACCCGAGUACAGGGAUAACAGAGGCGAAAACUCAAAACUCUUUGCAAUUUUUUUUAAUAGAAAAUACAUGAAUGACGUUCUUUAUUAUCUCAUUUUUUGGUUUUCCAAUAAAUACAGGUAACCUUCAGGAUAUUUAACCAACAUUGUUACACCAGUUACACUUUGGUAUGUUAAACGAGUUAUUUACAAUAUUAAAGACAAAAAGAAAUAGUCGAUA
Xenopus tropicalis (tropical clawed frog) is the source of this 3548-nucleotide messenger RNA. RefSeq names its product EPH receptor A3 (gene epha3). Gene Ontology annotation, cellular component: membrane; plasma membrane. The coding region runs from base 114 to 3068 and encodes 984 amino acids. NCBI's taxonomy places the organism in Eukaryota, Metazoa, Chordata, Amphibia, Anura, Pipidae. Gene Ontology annotation, molecular function: protein kinase activity; nucleotide binding; protein tyrosine kinase activity. The record is from RefSeq and is a predicted model, not a curated record. Gene Ontology annotation, biological process: cell surface receptor protein tyrosine kinase signaling pathway; ephrin receptor signaling pathway. The transcript has 17 exons.